Messenger RNA from Toxotes jaculatrix (banded archerfish), 6117 nucleotides. RefSeq names its product RNA binding motif protein 33a (gene rbm33a). NCBI's taxonomy places the organism in Eukaryota, Metazoa, Chordata, Actinopteri, Toxotidae. Gene Ontology annotation, molecular function: RNA binding. The transcript is spliced from 19 exons. The record is from RefSeq and is a predicted model, not a curated record. The coding region runs from base 168 to 3944 and encodes 1258 amino acids.
GCAGGUCUGCCAUGUUUGUGCUCCGGUCGUGGAUGGACAUUAUUGCCGCAUAAAAGCUGUUCGGUUGCUAGUCUCACGUUUUGUACUGCCAUAGUGGGUGAAAUAUUGAACAUUAAAUGCAAUCCCCGCAUUUUUAGUCAGAGUGUAAGCGGGACGCGCAGUGCACCAUGUCAGCCAAUGCUCAGGAUUAUGACUUUGAUGAAUAUGACAAACCCGGUGCUGAGCGGUCACGCAGGAGGAGAGGUGAAGAUGAUGACCUAGAGAGUGAUUUGGAAGAGGAUUUGUUGGAGGAGGAUUGGCUCUCAGUUAAAAAGAAUCCCUCAGAAGUGUCAGAUGAGGAGCUGAACGAUGACCUUCUACAAAGCGAUGAUGAAGAAGUGAAUAUGAGUGGACAGGAUAUGAGCCUCAAUGCCACAUACAGCUUGGGCACAUCCUAUGACCAGCAGGACAACUUGCAGGAAGCAGACUACACAGAUGACGUUGUGAACCUGGGUGCAGAGGGCUGUGAAGAAGGGGAUGUGGAGGAGGAGGGGUAUCAGGAAGAGGAGUACACAGAGGAAUACAGCCAGGACAACAAUGCAGAGAUGCCUGAAGACCAGAUGGAUUACACUGGAGAGCUCGCUGAGGGUGAAGAUAGCUACCAGGAUGAAGUGUUAGACAUCCAAAUCAAUGAGCCCUUAGAUGGUGAAUUUCAAGAUGAUGAAUAUCAAACCUCCUAUGCUGAUGAGCCUCUGGAUGAACAUGGAGUCCAACAGGAGGAGGCCCCCGAGGAGGAGGAAGUGGUGGGGGUAGAAGAACAGCAGGAAGAGGAGGAGGAGGAGGAAGACAUUGCAGAGAGCUCUCAGGUUGAAAAUGAAGCUGUUCCUGAAGAAGAAACAAAGGAGGAGUCCGAUGAGGAGGAUGAGGAAGAUGAAGAGUCUGGUCGCAUUCGGUUCAAAUCUGAGAGAAAGGAAGGCGCUGUUGUGCGGUUGGCUGAUGCAGGCAGUAAAAGGAGGAAUAUCCCUGAAACACUAGAACUGUCAGAGAAGGCAAAGCAAGAUCUGAAGGAGUUUGAGGAACAAGAACGGCAGAAGAGACAAAACCGUUACGGAGGCCGAGGGAGAGGAGGAGGCGGCGGAGGAGGAGGCGGGCGAGGAGGCAGAGGAAGAGGAGGCUUCCCAGGCUUUGGAAUGGCAGAUUUUAGAGGAGGAGGAAGAAUGAAUGACCAGAUGCUCCCCUUGAUGGGAAAUAUGGGCAUGCAGCAGCCAUCCUCCCGAAUGCCUCCUCCUCAUCAGCCUCAUCAGCAGCAACUGCAGUCCCAGCAGCACCACCCUUCGCGUCCAAGAGGACCUCCUCCCUUCCAAGAGCAUGGGCGCCCACUGGUCCAGCAGCCCCUUCAGCCCCUCAUCCCCCCACACAUGGCUCACCGCUCCCCGCCGAUGCGGCCCCAGAUGGAGCCACCACCACGAAUGAUGAGCUCCCCGCCACCCCACUUCCCCCAGCAUCACCAGCAGCAACCACCACAGCCCAAAAACAUACACAUUAACCCCCAUUUCAGAGGGCCCACAUCAUCCUCUGUACAAGUGCCCUUGAUGCCUCCUGCUCAGAGCCAGCCCAGACCUGCUGUGGGUCCUCAGAGGUUCCCUGGACCGGGAGACUUCCAGCAGCACAUGCCUGGUAAUUUUGGACAGCCCCAGCGGCCCCCUCAUCACAUGGAGCCCUUCAGGAACCAGCCACCUCAAGGCCCCCAGGACAGGGAGCCCCUCUUUAUGGCAGAGCGCGCAGAGUCAACACGGUUUCCAGGGCAGCACAUGUUUGAUCACCAGGGCCCCAGCCCUCUGAUGAACAGCAGCAACAACCUCCACCAGCAGCAGCAGCUGCCCGGACAGGGCCACAUGGGCUUUGGCCCACCAGGACCAAACUUCAACCAGCCAGGCCAGGGCCCGUUAGGACUGUUUCCGAGAGAACCCCCACGACCCAACCUCCCUCCCCACCAAGGUCACCAAGGAAUGGUCGGCUUGAAUCAUCAAGGUGGCCCCCCUAACCAACCCAGACCUUUCAUGGGUCCUCGUCAGCCGUUUGGCCAGCAGGGGAACCUUUUUCCCCCUCCACAAGUUCAAUUUGGGAUGCAGGUACGACUAAGAGGCCUAAUGCACGGCCCUCCUGUCUCCCAGCUUCCCCAUCAUGACCCAAUGUCAUCCCAUCAGCCCAUGCCACCGCAUCAUAGGCAGGAGUUACCCCAUCACCAGCAGCAACAGCUAAAUCUCGGUGAGCCUCGCCCCAUGAUGCACCAUGGCCAGAAUCCCUUCCAUCAACAGCAUGCGCACGGUAGCCCCAGGCAGAUGACUCCCCGCCCUCAGAACCCCCAACAGCGCAACAUGUCCAACAGGCAACGAAUGAGCACACCUGUCUCCAAACAAAUGCAGCAGCGCAACAGCAACCUACGGGAGCUCCCUGUAGCACCUGGCAACACAAACAUGAACAGUGCCCGCCCCACCGCCUCCCCUGCCGCCAACGUCAGGCCUGUUGCCAAGGCAACACAGGGGGUGCGUCCUGGGCAGAACACUCAGCCGGUGCCUGGCGGUGGCAGAGGAACAGGCCAAGUUGCUGCCAAGACUGAAUCGCAGCCUGGGGGAGCCGGCAGGACAGUGGUUCGCAAGGAAAUCCCAAGCACACCGUCCAGCACGGCACCACAGGACCCUAAUGAGGAUGAGGAGACACGGCAAUAUCGUCUGAAGAUUGAGGAGCAGAAGCGUCUGAGAGAAGAGAUCCUGAAGAGGAAGGAGAUGCGGCGGCAGAUGCAAGCUGGCGUCAGAAAGAAGGAGCUUCUGGAUAGGCUUAAUUCCCAGACAAGCACACCAAACCAAGGCCCUGCUCCUACACAAAUUCAGCCUGCACAGCAGAGUCUGCAAACACCACACCCUGUUCAACAACAGCAACCACCACCACCACCACCACCACAGCAACAGCAGCAGCCAGAACAAAAACAGCAGCAACAGCUGCAGCCACAACAGCAGAGACCGUUUCCUCAGAGAACACAACAAUCAUUAAAUCAAUCAUUAAAGAAUCCAAAUCAAGGCGCCCCCAUCCCUCCUAAUGGCACGGCUCAGACUCUUAUACCACGUCCCAAUGUCAGAACACGCCUGCAGAUGGCAAAAGGUAGCACCCCGCAACAACAGACCCCCAGACCUGUUUCAGACCAGCAAUGGAAACAAAAUCAGCAGCAGCUGCAACAGCAGCGAAUGAACAGUGCUUUGCAGAACGUAAACAGGCCUGGCGCUCAGAUCCAGUCCACUCAAAACAAUGUACCUGUGUCCCCUUCAUUGGGCCCUGGCCAGGCUCUAAUUCCAAGUCAAGGACCUACACCUGGAACUAAAAGAACUGUGAUGCAGCGAGGCAGAACUUCUAGUGUCGAAGGGCAGCAGGUGCCACAAAAAGUCAGAGUCGUCAAACUUUCAGGAGCGAGUGGAAAGGGGCCUGAGGCCACCGGCGGCCCAGUGCAGCAACAAGGCCCCUGGUCAGCAACUGCAACCAACCAGGGCGUCCAGAGGAAGGUUACCAUGACAGGACAGCAGCAACAGGGACCAGGCGGAACACCGCAGGCUUGCCGAGGGGGCAUGGGCAACCCGCAGCAAAACAGGGUUGUUGUGUCGGGCCGGGGCCGAGGUAGAGGGGGUGGUCAAAUGGGUCGUGGUCGUCCAAUGCCCACGAGACAGAGCCAAAGAGCUGCAGAGAGUGAACGCUGUACUGUGUCAAUAGAGGGCCUCUCCUCAUCCACAACGGACAUUCAGCUGAAGAACCUUCUCAGAUCCAUCGGCCCCAUAGAGAUGUUUAAAAUGAUGCCCCAGCAGAGGAAAGCAAUUGCCACAUUUUCCAGUCCCCAGCAUGCGGCAAGUUUUCAAAUGAGCUUCCAUAGGCACAUGAUUGAUUUGUCCCACAUUGAUGUGUCGCUGAUUGAUGGAUGAGGACCACAAUAGAGCGAGGGAGUCCUGUUACAAGAAGUCACUUUCUCCUGACGUGGGAGCUUCUCGUGCACAGCUCCAUCUUGGCGUAGGAAUAUUUCUUCAGCCCUCUGGGAGUCGCUCACAAUCGUCUGCACAGAAGCAUCAUUCAACAUUUGUCUCCUAUCAUCUCGGAACAGUAAACACAAAGACAUUAGCUGCAGGCAUGCCUGUGUUUGACUUUUGUCUACCAAUUGUCCAUUGUUGAAAAGUGGCACUGAAGAGACUCUGGACAGUUAAUCCUACUUCGGUGUAGUUUGUUAAGAAUAAUUUUUGUGCAUCUUACACACACGGACACUAAGUAGAACAUAUCAUGAGAUAAUGGUUGCUCCCAUCCUCAGUAAGAUUCAUACUAAGAAAUGCAAAAGGAAACGUGAACGUUGUAAUUCUGAUGUGACCGUUUCAAAGUCAAUUUUUAAAUCUUACUUUUGGCUUGGUGUUUGGUUAACACAGGGAAUGGUUGUGGCAGGUUGUAGCCAGCCUAUUCAUAUGGGCUCUGCCUUAGCAGUGUUUCUCCCCCUCUGUAGAUGGCAGUAUUGCAUCACUAUUGGUUCUUCAUUUUUUUCUUUUUUUUUUACCCAAAUUCGCUGUCAGGUAGAAAUGAGUCUCAAAGCAAUUUGUGGGUGAAUGGCACUACCUAGUGGAGAACUCGCAUACAGGCAUAGAGGUGGUCUGGGUGAUUUAACAGAGGGCACAUAACAGUGAUUAAAACCAAAUUAUUGUAGGAUGUAACGAGAAAAGGUUUUUUUUUUCUAAAUUCCCAGUAGUUUUGGGAAUUGUGACUGUUUUACAGAUUUUGUGGUACUUUAAGUUUCAGUGCUGCUUGCUUCAAAUAGUUCAGAAGUUAGUUAAUUUGGUAAUUUGGCAUUUCUCCUUGUUCUAAAUGUUAUAAGGUCUUUUAACUCGUAAACAUCUGAAAUGCAUUUUGUAAAAAAAAAAAAAAAAAAAAUCUUUCACGCCUUUUGGAUGUAUAUUUUAGUUGUAUGUCUGAUUAUGGAGUUAGAUAUAGCUUUCUAAUCUGUGCUGAGUGUGCUUUGAGGGAGUGUAUUUGUAAAUUUUUUGAGAUUUUAUAUAAUUGCAACUUAAAAGUAUGUUGUUGGGAAUUUAAAAUUUGUAUUAUUUGGUAGAAGAGAGAGACUUCUCAGGAUAUACACACAUUUCUGUGAAUGAUUUGAGCUAGGAAAUACAUUUGGCUUCCUCCCUUAAAAAAUAAUCUGAAUCUGAGGGACUGUCAGUGGAUGAUUUGAUGCCUUAUCAGUGAGCUGUAUAAUGCUACUGGAAUAGCACUUUGAACAAAAGGCCUUCACACUGAGCUGGUAAUGUAGAUGUCUGGCAGAAGAGCAUACACGUAAAAGAAAUUCACCAAAAGUAAUCACCCAAAAUAUUGAGUUCCCCUUAUUAUAAUAUACAGUUUCCUUGUAAAUUCUGGGCUCUGAAGCAUAUUUUACACUUACGAAGGGUCAGAUUUCUUCAAAGACGUGAGAUAAGUAACUACAGGUGCUUGAACAAUCACUAAUAUAACAUUUGAUUUUCUCUGAGCGUGUGCUCUUGGUUGGGGAUUGCUAGCACAUCUCCGAAAACCUUGAGUUCUUUGAAUACUUCCAUGUCCGGCAUCGUUAUUUAACCAAAUACAGCAAGUUAGGCUCAUUUACUUUUUUCCAAAAUUCCAUGACUGAAGACUUUUGUCAAUAUCGGUUUUGAUUUGUCAAACAGGGACAAUUUUUCAAAAUAUUCAAACAUUAUUUAAUAAAAAGUGAAGUUCAGAAGUGAAUUUCGUGUACUAUUUAUAGGGAUGCGAUGUAGGAAGGUGAGGGGGCAGCCAUUAUCUUUGUAGUGAUCAUGUACAUAAGCAGACCGGAACUGUAACUCAAUAUUUAUCCUGUUAAAAAAAAAUUCUUUGAGUUAUUCUUUGCUCAUGUUGUAUCCAACUUUUUUAUAUGUAAGCAUAGGCUGAUGUGUCCAGGCAUAAAUCAUUUUUACAAGUGUUUUGUUUCAAAUUAAGAGCCAAAAUGAAUAAUUGACUGGACCACAUUUCUGUUUAUAAGACAUUUGACAAAAAGUUUAAAGGAAAACAAGAAAAUAAAAACAUGGCCAAUAUACCGUGAACAUGCAGGUAUGUAAAGCCGGUUAAACUUUA